This is a messenger RNA of Pieris brassicae (large cabbage white), 1739 nucleotides long. RefSeq names its product transmembrane channel-like protein (gene Tmc). Gene Ontology annotation, cellular component: plasma membrane. Lineage: Eukaryota; Metazoa; Arthropoda; Insecta; Lepidoptera; Pieridae. The record is from RefSeq and is a predicted model, not a curated record. The transcript has 11 exons. Gene Ontology annotation, molecular function: mechanosensitive monoatomic ion channel activity.
CGAAUCCCGAAAUGGCUUCAUCGGGAGUUAUUAGUAGUGAAGUAAAAUUUUCUACUAAUGCAGAUGCAUCAGAAGAUGAGGACUAUUCGGUUAGUUUAAGCGCGGUUUUGCGCCAGCGCCGGGCCAGCGUACGUCGAUCGCGCAAAGGUCGGGCCAGACGGUCAUCGUCACCUUUUCUUCCAGAAGACAUUCACCCUCGAAGACGAUCUUCUGUAUUUACAACAAGCUCUGGAGACACAGCAAUAUCUAUUGAAGAUCAACCCGUACUUACACAAGAGCAAAUAUUUGAAAAUAUACAUUUGCAUAAACAAGUUUUAAGCUCGGCAAAGCAACAACCAUUGGGUAUGAGACGAAAACUUAAAAUAGUUCACCAGGCUAAAGGUUAUAUCAAGCGUCACGAAGGUAAACUUCAGGAGAGACUCGCUCAAUCCAAAAGCACAAGAGACAUAUAUGCAAGAUUUAAUAUUCUUAUGGCAACUAAAUGGCAACAGUUAAAGCGAGAGGCUGCAAAUAUAUCCAACCUACUGAUACCUUGGGAAUUACGAAUCAAAGAAAUAGAAUCACACUUUGGAUCAGUUGUCGCGUCUUAUUUCACAUUUCUGAGAUGGCUAUUUUGGAUUAAUCUGGUCAUCGCUUUCAUAUUACUAGUAUUUGUUAUAGUUCCUGAGUACCUCACUGCAAACCCUAAACUAGAUGGCGAAAGAAAAAUUAUAAUGGAGGAUGAACGGCGCAACGCCACGAAUCUACUAACCUUAUGGGAAUUUGAAGGAAUCCUUAAAUAUUCCCCUAUAUUUUAUGGUUAUUAUAGUAACGUUGAACGAUCAGAGUACAAAAUGCCCUUAGCUUAUUUCCUUACUGGCUUGGUGGUCUACGUUUAUAGUUUCGUCGCCAUAUUGAGGAAAAUGGCUGAAAACUCUCGUAUGUCCAAACUUUCCGAAAAAGAUGACGAAUGUAUAUUCUCAUGGAAACUAUUUACUGGAUGGGACUACAUGAUUGGAAAUGCAGAGACAGCACACAACCGGAUAGCUUCAGUUAUUUUGGGGUUUAAAGAAGCUUUACUAGAAGAAGCAGAAAAGAAAAAAAAUCCUAGGAAGUAAGCAAAAAAUAAGUGCUUUCACUAAUAAUAUUGUGUAGCAUUAGUAAACUUUUGCGUCUUAAUUCUUUUAGCAGUUUCGGCAUAUGCUGUUGUGACUGUGGUCACACGUUCUGACAAUUACCGUGGUAAGACACCAAGUUGGUGGCAUGAAAAUGAGACGACAACUGUAGUAACAGUGAUAUCGAUAACAUUCCCAUUUUUCUUUGAAUUCUUGGGCUUUCUAGAACAUUUUCAUCCAAGAAAACAACUAAGAUUACAAUUGGCUAGAAUAAUGUUGCUAAAUUUAUUAAAUUUAUACUCGCUAAUUUUUGCACAGUUUAGUAAAAUUGAUGGCAUGUGUAAAGAAUUGGUAUCAUUACAACCAAGUUUAUUAAGCAUUAAUACCAGAAUAUUUGCUAAAAUUGUCAGCUUAGCUGUAGAUAGGACAACAAAGGAUCAUACGCCGGUUGUUACUUCUCCAGAUGUACAAAAUGGUGAUGAUGAAACUGACACUGAUUUUCAUGAAAAUUUUCAUAAAGCAGUUUUGCAGUUCAAAGACAAUCGACAAAGUAGUGUAGAAAGUAUAAAUGAUACCAAAACAAUUAAAGAUAUAUUUGGAAAAAAGGACGGGGAUGGAGGACACAAAUAUCAAUAUUCGCUAUAA